AAUUCACACAUUAUUUUUUGCUGUUUAUUGAAAACUGUUUCCUCUUUAGGGAGACAAAAGCUCAGAGGUUAAUGACGGUCUUUACCGUUUCGAGAAUCCUGCUGAGGAAACAAAAUCCCCUUUUCCUUUCCUUCUAUCAGGAAGUGCUUAUGUUUAGGAAGAAUGUAAUGUGUUUAGUCAGAUAACAUGAUUUUUCUUUGUGUGCAUCUGACUGAAUCCUCCAGUCCCACUAGCACAACAAGUCUGAGUGGAGUUCAGGCAUUUAUUCUAACGUUUUUUGCCACAUUUUAGCAUAAGGAUGGACAGUGAGAAUGAGACAGACAUGCUUGUUCAUCACUGCAACGCCAAGGUGGAUUUGGUGUCUCGGCGUAUCAGUCUCUUCCUGCUCCACUUGUUCAUCUUUAUCGUAGGACUGCUUAUGAAUUUGACGGCCGUCUGGGUAAACUGGCAGAGACGUCGCACACGUAACACUGUGAUAUUCUGCAUCCUCAACAUGGGCAUUGCAGACACCAUGCUGAUGCUCAUCUUACCCAUCUCCAUGCUUGAAGUUGCUUUGGAUCACGUUUGGCUUUGGGGGGAUUUCCUGUGUCGCUUUUCAAAUUUAAUCAUUGUAGGUAACAUCCAUGCUAGCUCAUUUUUCUUAGCAUAUAUAUCUGUUGAACGCUAUUUGUCCCUGGCACGUGGAUCGGCACCAAAAAGAAUGGUCACAUCAGAAAAACGCAAGAGGACCAUCAUUUGUGUGGCACUCUGGAUUUUUGCUUUGUUUCUUGGCUUGUUAGAAACAGUCCAUGUUCGUGUUUUAGGAUUAAGUCAACCGGGAUGUUACCUGGUACCUGUCCAUGACUACGAGAAGUGGUUCAAUUCUCUCGUUAUUAUCCAGUUUUUGGUGCAGUUCUUAAUACCAUCUGUGAUUAUUGUGACUUUUAACACACUAACAGCCAGAAUAGUGAGAUCGUCUUCUGAAGUUCAGAUCCGUAACAUCGACAAUGUUUGGUUCCUGCAUGUUUAUUCCUCAGUUUUUAUAAUUUGCUGGCUUCCAUUUCAACUAACCAUGAUCCUCAUCCUGGUGGACCUGGCACAACCUGAUUUAUUUGCCUGCACCACCCUCGAGCGGCUCUUUUUCUCCUACGCUGUCGUAAGAACAAUUGCCUUACUCCACUGCUUGGCCAACCCCAUCCUCUAUAGUUUUCUAAGCAGAAGCUUCCGCAGCAAGCUUAUUAACCUCAUCCUGAGCCAUUUACCACAAGAUCUUGUUGCAAAGCAGGGAACGGAGCAACAUGCUAACCAAGUUGAAGGUAAAGGAAAUGGAAGGAGAGCGAACAAUGUGACUGAAAACAAUACCAGCCAAUCAGACGGAGCACCGUGAAAGAAAAAAUGGACUGGUUUAGAUUUAAAGUUUGAAAUUCAUAAUUCAUGGAUUUUUGUUUAAAACAUUCACUAUGCUUAAUGGGUAUUAUGUACAGUUAUACUAGAAAUACUAAUCAUAUGUACAGUUAAUUAUACAUCAAUUAUUGCAUUAUACAAAGUAUACAAAAUACAUGACCAAAAUUAGACUUGUGUGACCAGAAGAUAAGUGAAGAUGGCUUAUGGAGCUCAUAUACAAAUCCUGCUAAUACAUAACAAGCUAGCAAACUUCAUUAUUCAAAUUUGUUUCUGUUUUAUACACAUGAAGUUUGUUUAUUUGUGGUAUGUCUCUAUUCACGGAUAAUAACAUCAUAUAAUUAUUCCACCUAACACUAGGGUGUGCUGUUUUCAAAUGUAAAUGUCUAAACACACUAGUGUAAAUAAACAUACAUUUAUUUGAAAAUGAUAAUUCUUUAGAUUAUCGUCUAGCUUCUCAAAAUCUAACUCAUUAACAAUUUGAUUACCUGCAAUGUUUUCGAAAGAAGAAAAAUUAUUCCUAUGUGUUCUUAACAUUGUUUUCAGCAAUUACACACUUUAUAUGUAAUAAUUUAUAGAAAUGAAAUGCGUAACCAAAAAAUGAGGCAAAAUACAAAUUACCUCUUAUUAUUUUGAUUGACCAUUUUAUGGUCUUUUUUGUUUGUCUCUCAGUGCAGCGUCUUCAUUUUUAAAGUGAACUAUAAAGUUUACUAAAGAGCCAUCACAUCUCAUAUCGCAAAAAUAGUGUUCUGAUCAACUAGAAAUUACAUCACUUACACAAAAAGUAAGCAAAGUGUAGGCUCUGAAAUCAAAUCAGCUUAUAUCAGCUACACAAUAGGAGCGUAGUGUAGGGACUCAAACAAUAGUGAUGGUGUUCGUAAAAUAUCUAUAACUAACAACCUUCCUGAAAAUUAUUUAGAUUAAAUGUAAAGUAACUAGAUUUGAUUUGAUAAUUAGAUUAAUUAGAUUUGAUUCCUGUGCUGCAUCCUUAUGUUUUCUAACAAAUAAUUCUUUUUUAAAACAAUUUCUAACAAGUGUACAUGUUGUCUUUAGCUAGUUAUUAUCUUAAAUAUAAUCUACAGAUAAGUUUGUAUCAAUAAAAUAAAGAAAACAAAGACAAAGAUGAGGAAUC
Molecule: messenger RNA, 2512 nt
Organism: Clarias gariepinus (North African catfish)
Lineage: Eukaryota; Metazoa; Chordata; Actinopteri; Siluriformes; Clariidae
Product: G-protein coupled receptor 182-like
Exons: 2
Coding region: 299-1366 (355 amino acids)
Biological process (GO): G protein-coupled receptor signaling pathway
Cellular component (GO): membrane
Molecular function (GO): G protein-coupled receptor activity
Source: RefSeq, a predicted model, not a curated record